UACGAAAUCUCACUUUCGCAAAACUCAUUAAGAUGUCUGUUGCAAGCAUCAAUGACGAUGAUGUGAAUGAUGAAAAGAAAUUCAUCAUAGAGAAGUCAGAUGUUAUAAAAAUUUUAGUUGGUAUUACAUUAAAAGAUGAAGACUUUGUUUUCUCAACAGAUUUUUCGACUAACAGACAGAACACUACUACUGAAGUAUUUCUUAUACCGGGUAUUGACGGAUGUGGUACUGUUUUUAGAACAAUAAUACCAUAUAUUAAGUUUUCAAUGUCGCUAUUGCAUUAUAACACAAACAACAUGGAUUGUACAAACAUGAUAACGGAGACAACUAAUCGUCUCACAAACAACAUACUUCUAAAGCUAACGGAUGGAAAAGAUUUUGUAAUAGUAGGGUACUCCUUCGGAUCUCUUAUUGCAAUUGAAGUAACAAGGAUGUUAGAAGCUAUGAAUUUUAAAGGCCGACUUGUUCUCAUCGACGGUGCUCCUGAUCUAGCACGAGCAAUGUUCAAACCUUUUGAAUCAGAUUUUGAUGAUGUAAAUUUUCAAAUUGAUAUAUUAACUAAUAUUCUGGAUAUCUAUUCGGUGGGAGGUUCUCAAAAGAUUUUAAUGGAAUUAAAGAAAUGUGAGAGCUGGGAUGAAAGAUUUAAUAUUUUCGCUAAACAGUUCUCUGUUACAUAUACAUAUCUCUCAUUUGCAAAUUUGAAGACACUGUGUAUAACGAUUUACAAACAUUUAUCCGCUCUUCGACAAUAUGAUCCUUCUACAUUGCCGCCUAUUAAGUCUUCCAUAAUAUUGCUGAAAUGUACACACUCGUCAAAUAUGAUUGCAAUCGAAGAAGAUUUUUGUUUGCAUAAGGUAACUCAAAAUGUAGUAAACGUACAUUACAUUGAAGGUGAUCAUGUGACAAUUUUGAAGAAUGAAAAAGUAGCAGCUGCUAUUAACGGAGAGUUACCAUUUAAAAUUUGAUGUCUUAAUUUAUUUAUAAUUUGAUUUUA
This is a messenger RNA of Mycetomoellerius zeteki, 994 nucleotides long. RefSeq lists its product as uncharacterized. The record is from RefSeq and is a predicted model, not a curated record. Bases 33 to 965 code for a protein of 310 amino acids. The transcript is spliced from 4 exons. Lineage: Eukaryota; Metazoa; Arthropoda; Insecta; Hymenoptera; Formicidae.